ACGGUCCCGGCAGACCGGCAUAGUAGACGUUUUACGACGCGUUGCUCAGCCAGUGUCCAUUGUUGGGUGCGCGCAAGCAAGUUUUGAAGCCUAGGGUUUUCGCUUGGUUCUAUAAGCAGCAAAAGCUUCGCCCGGGUCCAGAAGUCCGCCAAUCUCGUGACCUUGGCAGGAGAAAGCAAAAGUUUGUAAACAACGCCACGUGCCCUUUCCAGUCGGCAAUAUAAGUGUGUGUCAAGUUGGUUACCUGUGACAUACAGCUGCAGCAUACUAGCAACAAUGAAGGCAUUGUUAGUGCUCACUGUCGCAGUCGGUGUGGCCCGUUGCGGUGGCGGCGGAGGUUGGGCCGGAGGAGGAGGCGGAAGUUGGUCCGGAGGAGGAGGCGGAAGUUGGUCCGGAGGAGGGGGCGGAGGUGGUAAAACUUACAUCGUUAAGUCUAUUGGAGGUGGUGGUGGAGGCAGUUGGUCCGGAGGAGGAGGAGGCGGCAGCUGGGCCGGAGGAGGCGGCGGCUGGGCCGGAGGAGGCGGCGGCUGGGCCGGAGGAGGCGGUGGCUGGGCCGGAGGAGGCGGCAGCUGGUCUGGAGGAGGAGGCGGCAGCUAUGGCAAAACCUACAUAAUUAAAUCUCUUGGCGGUGGAGGAGGCGGGGGCUACGGAGGCAGUUGGUCCGGAGGAGGUGGUGGUGGAUGGUCUGGGGGUGGAUGGUCCGGUGGAGGAGGCGGAGGCGGUAAGACCUACAUCAUCAAAAAACUCGGGGGCGGAGGCUGGUCCGGUGGCGGCGGAGGCUGGUCCGGUGGAGGGGGCGGAGGUUGGCAUGGUGGAGGGGGCGGAGGUGGAAAGUCCUACAUUAUCACAAAGAUCAAAGGAGGUGGAGGUGGAUGGAAGGGCUAAGAAGUAACGUUUCGGAUGCCUAAACUACCAUUAGAGUUCGCUUCGAUGCUUCUGAUUGAUGCCUCUUAUCACUCAUGUCUUCAUAAUGGCCCAAAACGGAAGUACCUCAAAGGUUGCUACAGAUAAAUUAUGUAAAAAUGUAUAUUAUACUAUAUAGCAUAAAUAUACUGUAUUGUACAUGGAGGUAAAUAAAUAUUAUCUGGUUAUUUUCAUGUAUUCAUCA
Varroa destructor (honeybee mite) is the source of this 1108-nucleotide messenger RNA. RefSeq lists its product as uncharacterized. The record is from RefSeq and is a predicted model, not a curated record. Lineage: Eukaryota; Metazoa; Arthropoda; Arachnida; Mesostigmata; Varroidae.